AUGAAUAAUUCAUAGCUUAGGUAGCCUCUAAAUGGUGUUAACAACAACCCUUCUAACUCUAUUUCAGGCAUAGAUUUUAGUUUAGGAGGUUAAAAACCUAAUUCAGAUAACAAUUUUUAAAAUACCCCUAAGCCAGUAUCUGGAGCAAUUAAUGGAAACUUAAAUGGUACACCCACUUUGCCAAAGAUACCUGCAUAGGCUCAAGUUAAUAAUGUUGCUAAUCAAAUUAUAAAGAAUACAUAAAAUACACAAAAUGUAUAAAAUAAUUAGAAUAACAAUCCUGAAAGUAACCUGCCUAAUUAAACUAAUUGGUCAUUAUUUAUAAUAUAUUUACUAACUUGCUUAUUAUCAUUAGCAGGGUUUUUAUCUUCUAUGAUUACAAUGAUACUUGCAGGUGAUGUUGCAGAUAUUUCUUAAUUCUUCAAAUUUAGUCCAUAAUUAUAAUCUGACCUUAAUUUUAUUAUCAUCUACAACCCUUUUAGUGGGCUUGUAUUUUUUAUAAGCAUUUAUUUGAUGUAUUUAUCCUAUAAAUACUAUGGAAAGAAUAUAAAUUACUCUUAAAUGGCCACUCUCUUCUUUUCAGUAAUUGCUUUCGUUUUCGGUACUGUAAACUACGUGUAAAUUGGUUCAACUCUUACUUCUUGUAGUACAAGUGAUAAAGCAUGCUAAUUUUUAAAUGCUUUUAAGGCUUACCAAUAAAUGGUAAUUCCUGUUUCAUUAAUUCCUAUGCUAUUUCUAGUAGGCUCACAGUAUAUAUUAUACAGACUUAAAACAGCCCCUCCUCCACCUAACCCUCCAUAAAUUAACACUUAAUAGUAAUAAUAACAAUUAGAGUUAGCUUAAAAGAAUAAUGAAAUAAAAAAUACUCAGAAAUUUGUACAAUAGAAUAUGGAUGGUUUAAAUAAAAAUCCUUUAGGUUAGGGAUUCAAUGAUAGAUAAAAUGGGUUGAAUGGUCAGUGUUAUGAUCAAACAAAUGGCUUGAAUGGUGCAUUAAUUGACAAAACAAAUGGACUAAAUGGCAAGACAAAUGAGUUAACAUUUAAACCAUAAGUUAAUUUGUAAACCGAUCCAAAAAUGACAGGAGAUAUUAGAUUAAAUAGUAGAGGAAGUUAAAUCUCAGAUAAUGGAAAUCCUCUUCAAUUAAGCCAAAAUCUAGCAAAUUCAGCUGCUGGAUUUUUAAAUCCUAACUAAAAGUCAAAGGAUUAGUUGACCAUAAAUGGUCUUCAACAAGCAUAAUUAGGUUUUGGUGGCAAUAAUUUAGGAAUUUAAAUGAAUUAAUAGUUAAAUUCAGCCUAGUUUUAGUUAGAUGACAAAGAAGUUUCUACUCCUAAAGAAUAAAAUUUUAAUAUAGCAUCAGGUUUCAAUCAAAAUGGGUUAGGUAGCAUAGUAAGUAUGUAUAAAUAAUCUUCAACUCCAACACCUAAUUUAGGAUCAAGUUCAAACUAAAAAUUAAAUUCUUAUAAUCCUUUUGAAAACUCACCUGACAUUCACAAUAUGAAAACUACAACAAGCUAAUUUACAAAUACUCCAAUGAAGUCACCAAAGAAAGGAUUGAGUCCGAUUGAUAGAGCCCUUUCUAAUAAUUAAAAAGUAGGCAAUGAAAAUAUCAACGAUAUUGUCACUAACAAUGAAUACAAUCCUUAUGGUAACAUUGAAUCAGGCGAAAUAUAGCUUGGAAAGCACCCGUACAUACUCGGAGCUAAAGAUCCCUAUGUGGGAUAAAUUUUAGAUUAAGUCUAAGUGAUGGUAAACAAUUAAGUCAAAUCACUUCUGCUUGAUCUUAAAAGAUAAAACAAAGUUUGA
Messenger RNA from Tetrahymena thermophila SB210, 1803 nucleotides. Its product is annotated as transmembrane protein, putative. Lineage: Eukaryota; Ciliophora; Oligohymenophorea; Hymenostomatida; Tetrahymenidae. The transcript has a single exon. The record is from RefSeq and is a predicted model, not a curated record.